AUGUCCAGCCCGCCGUUCACGGUCAGAGCGGUCUUCGAGUACUCGUCGAACCACGAUGACGACCUAAAUUUCGCAAUCGGCCAGGUUAUUACGGUCACCGAAGAAGAGGAUGCCGAUUGGUACUAUGGUGAAUAUACGGACGGCUCGGGGUCAAAGGCGGAAGGCAUCUUCCCCAAGAAUUUCGUAGAGAAAUAUGAACCCCCGGCUCCUCCGCGACCUACACGUCCGAGCAGGCCCAAGAAGGAACCUGAACCUGCUCCCGCUCCUGCUCCUGCUCCUCCGCCCGAGCCCAAGGCUCAGCCUGAGCCUGGGCCUGAGCCGGUACCGCAACCUGUCGCUGUCGAGCCCCCUGCCCCCGAACCUCAAUAUUUCUCGGAGCCCGAGACAGAGCCUGCUCCUCCGGCCGCGUCGGUAUAUGCACCUGAACCGCCGCGGUCGCCGCCUGCUCGCGUGGAAACCCCGGCCAGUGAAGUUCCAUCUCCACCUCGUCCGGUGCAAGCUGCGGUUCCGCAGCCGCCUCCGCAACCGCCUGUCACUGAAGCUAGCGAGCCGCCCGCUCCGAAGACAUCAACCAAACCCCCACCUCCAGAGAAGCCGACCGGCUCGUCUUUCAGGGAUCGCAUUGCCGCAUUCAACAAGCCCGCGGCUCCGCCAAUCGCGCCAGUCAAGCCUGGAGGAUGGAGCUCCCACAGUUCGACUUCGUUCAUUAAGAAACCAUUCGUUGCUCCGCCGCCCAGCAAGAAUGCUUACGUUCCCCCGCCCAAAGAAGCUCCCCAAAAGAUUUACCGGAGGGAAGAGGAUCCCGAUAUCCAGGAGCCUGUGGUACGGGAGCCCCCCGUGUCUGAAAGCCGACCUGCGCCCGCCGAGACUACCGAAGAAGGCGCAGAGGACCAGCCCAAACCAACAAGCUUGAAGGAACGAAUUGCCCUCUUGCAAAAGCAGCAAAUGGAGCAGGCUGCUCGUCAUGCCGAUGCGGCUCAGAAGAAGGAAAAACCCAAGCGCCCUCCGCCGCAGACCCGCACAGAGUCCCAAGAAGAAACUGUGCCUGCUGAGGACCUCGGCACCGAAAGGGUAGCGCCUCCCGAGGCCGUCCGGGAUCACAGCGUCGAAACUGUGAAACCCGGUGCGCUCCCUGUGCCGCAGCCAACAAGUCCUCCUACCCCGGUACCGGAACUGGCAAGCGAUACCAACGAUGCUGACGACUCUGCGGCUGCUGAUAUUGAGGAUGCAGAGGAAACAUCUACGAGUAAGGAGGAUUACGAUGAUCGUGCGCGCGGUGAAACCCAGCGUGUCGCCCAGUCUUCUAGCGAGACAAAGGCGCCGGAACCUGUCAAACACCAGCAGGAGGAGGAGCAACCACAACAGCAGCAGUCGGAUGAAGACGAGGAAGAAGAGGAGGAAAUGGACCCGGAGGUGAAGCGCAAGAUGGAGCUCCGCGAGCGCAUGGCAAAAAUGAGCGGUGGAAUGGGGAUGAUGGGCUUCUUUGGCCCUCCGGGUGGUAUGCCUGCCCCUGGCGCAGCUCGUAAACCAAAACCGCCAGUGGAACCCGAAAGGAGGACCGAGGAACCUGAAAUUACCAGCCCAUCUGCAGCACCACCGGUCCCUAUUAUGGCUCUGCCAGGGAUGGGCAAACCGGCAGCCGCCCCAUCUGUCCAGAAGGACGAAGACGCUCCAGCUACUCCUCUGACCGAGCAGCAUCCGGCACAUGAGGUGCCUGACGUUGAAGAAGUUGUUCCGGAAGCAUCUCCCCGACGCACCUCGUCUGACAGACCCGCUCAAGAACGCCCAGUACCUCCCCUUCCUCCGAUGGAAACACGACCUGUCCCGCCGCCUCCUAUCCCUCAGGAUGCACCUGCAUCCCCUCCGCCUGUGCCCGGUGCCCGCCCCGUUCCUCACCCUGCUAAGAGCACCACAUCUGCUGAUCCUGGCGAGGACUCAGACGAUGAGCUUUCUGUCCAUGCACAGAACUUGUCCUUGAACGCAGUGGCGUCAGACCAGUUUGUGCCUCCGCCUGUGUCGGCACCCCCAAUUCCUGAUCAUAUCGAUUCCCGCCGCCCAUCGACAUACGAGGUGUCGUCUCCAAGAUCUCCCACCCUCCCUGCGGAUAAGAGGCUUAGCCGUCCCCCGCCUCCGCCAGUGCCAACAAGUCCGCCCAUGUCGCCGCAGAACAGACCUGCUCCUCCGCCACUUCCAGGCGAUAUCCGACGUCGAUCAACCGCAGAUAGCCACAUCAGUACUCUUUCGCAGCCCCGCCAAGCAGGAGAUGACGCCGAGGGCGAAGUGACGGAAUAUGAUGGGGAUUAUGACACGGAUAUUGCAUCUGGUGCAAAAUUCAAGGAUGCGCUGAAAGCCCAUGGGCGUGAUUCGAGCGUCGACGAAGGCACUAUAACUGACGAUCACCCCCUGCAAUCUCCCCGGAGCCCUCAGGAAACUCGUCUCCCACCACCGCCUCCUCCGUCCGCCCCUCGUGCAGUCCCGCCGCCGCCGCCUGUUCAGCCACCCAAGAGUGCCGGUAGUGCCGGUAGAGCCUCGCUAGAAUCACCCAGAGGCCCUCCACCUCCCCCGCCUCAUAUGGACUCAUUCAACGGGGACGAUGAUGAAUAUGAUCCUUAUCGCUAUAUCGCUCCCCAAUCUGGACUGCUGCCACCUCCAAGGGCCCCUCCUGUACCCAUGGGCCGACCAGAAGUUCCACCUAGCAUUCAACCGGAGCAAGUCGCAGAUGAUUCGGAUGAAUUGUACGAUGCGUCUCCUGUUCAUGCUCCUCCGGAAGUGCCGCCGCCUGCUGCACCGACUGAGAAACGUACUUCUAUGGCGCCCCCGCCUUCCAGUUUCUUCCCUCCUGCCCAACCACCUACCCCACGAAGCAACCGUGCGUCCUUGGAUAUCCCUAGGGGAGCGCUUCCUCUCCGGAGAUCUAUGGAUGUUGCCCGUCCUUCUAUAGACCAGGGUUUCAUUGCCAUGGAUGUUGAUCUGGCUGAAGGCACGCUGUGGUGGAGCCAACCAUCGACGCCUCCACCCGCUCUGCAAAAUCGCAAGGACCUUUUCUUCGAGGUUGAAGAGUCAACCUCUUCGAAGCGGGGAGGCAAAGCCACAAUCACGAAAGAUGUCUAUGUCUUGUUCUUGGAUUACUCACAGACCGUGAUCACAGUGACCUACGAUGCUCGCAACCCCAGCGAUGCGUCCUUGGAACAACGUCAUGAAGGUCCUCCCCUUCAGCCCCGUCAAGAUCAACUGGAAAAUGCUCAUGUUCAGAUUGGAACUCGCAUUUUCAACGCCAUCAACGGGAUUCAAAACACCACGGUUGCGGACGGCACCCCAUUCGGUCUGGUCCAGCAUUUGCUUAACCCUAUCAAGGACGCUUUGCGCCCUGUUGGAACCCGAGCUUACGGUGCUUUGGUCUAUUCGAAUCUGGCGAAUGCCUCGGUGCAGCAAAAUGAUGAAAUCCGAGCGGGUGAUAUUGUCAGCUUCCGUAAUGCACGCUUCCAGGGCCACCGUGGUACGAUGCACCAGAAGUACAGCUCUGAGGUAGGCAAGCCGGACCAUGUCGGCGUUGUUGUCGACUGGGACGGAACCAAGAAGAAGAUCCGAGCGUGGGAGCAGGGCAGAGAAAGCAAGAAGGUUAAAAUGGAGAGCUUCAAACUCAAUGACCUUCGCAGCGGUGAAUGUAAGGUUUGGCGAGUAAUGCCUCGCAGCUGGGUUGGUUGGGAAAGUUAA
Aspergillus affinis is the source of this 3714-nucleotide messenger RNA. RefSeq names its product SH3 domain protein. The record is from RefSeq and is a predicted model, not a curated record. Bases 1 to 3714 code for a protein of 1237 amino acids. NCBI's taxonomy places the organism in Eukaryota, Fungi, Ascomycota, Eurotiomycetes, Eurotiales, Aspergillaceae. Gene Ontology annotation, molecular function: protein binding. The transcript is spliced from 3 exons.